AGCGAAUUCAUCCGGACUGAGUCGAAAUGCAUCAGCCAGAAACCCACCAGAACACCCAGCAAACAACACCUGAAAUACUGGACCCAGAAGUCCAGUACAAGCGGCGGAGGAGGGCUGCCCUGUUGGUGACCGUGGCCCUGCUGGCUUUUGCUCUGCUGGUCCUGACCGUGGGACUCAUCGCUACCACCCGCACAAACGUGGAAACGGCUGGAUAUUACUCUGGCAUUGUUAUGAGUUUUGGAGCAUUUUUGGGUAUUGUUGGUAUGCAUCUGGUGGAAAACCGCAGACCCAUGCUCAUUGCAUCCAUCGUAUUCAUUAGCUUCGGAAUCAUUGCGGCGGCCUUCUGUGCCAUCAUAGACGGGAUCAUCGUCUCAAACUACAUUGACAUAAGGCCUGUGCAGCAGAAACUCUGUGGAUAUCAUCCCGGCUAUGUAGGAUACGGCUACGACAGCUUCUAUACUGAGGUGACGUGUAGAUCAGCCAGCGAGACAUGCAAGCUGAAAGUGCAAAGCCGCACCUGCUACUGCUGCUACCUGUACAACUGUGGCAAUUCAUAUGAAUACCAUUACUAUAGGUUCACCGGAGUCAACGAAUGUUGGGAUGUGGUCCACCUGUACCGUCUGAUGUGGACCUCAGUCGUACUCAACGUGUUCAUCUUGUUUUUGGGCAUCAUCACUGCUGCCCUCCUAGGGGCUUACAAGGAUCUGGAGCAGAAGCCCACUCCAGAGAUUACCUCCAGCCCACCGCCACAGCCCCACAUUCUAUACAACCCGAACCACCACAUACCCACCUACGCCAGCUUCAUCCCACCAGGACAUGCUCUGCCUGCCUACCCCCACUAUCCCAUGCCCAUGCAGCAUGACCCCAGCUUUCAGGCACCUGCUUUGCCCCCAUUAAUCCCCGAUGGAGGAUCUGUGUCCAACCCCCAGCCGUCUGAGGAGACCGCCAACCAGCAGGCCACCUCCACCCAGCCGCAGCCUCAGGGGGGCACCCAGGACCCGGUGGGCUACGUGUUGACACCCAACGCCCCCAUCCUCUAUCCCCCCUCCUCUAUGGCAAACGUGUUCGAGAAACCACCCCCUUAUGCCUGCUGAGCGAUCGGCGAAAUGUACAGGGCGUUGAAAGUAUCUCAACCUGGUCAGACUGAAUGUAGCACAAGACGUUUGACGGGUGUUUAUGGUUUCACUGAAGAGAGAUUUAUAGAUCUGUAGUGUGUUUAUACAAGGUCAGGAUGUAUUUAUGUGUAUUUCUGAAGGCUCCAGAGGGCUUUCAGACUCUUAAAUAUUACAUAGAAAAGUGUAUAGUAGUACACUUGAUCUGAUAGUUGUGUCUGUUACAAAAGGAUUACAGAUCUUGCUCUGUAUUGUAUUGGUGUCUAUACUUAUCUACUGUACAGGCAUUUUAAAGGGCUUUCAUGAAAUGUGAACUGGACAAAAACUGAUGCUAAAGUUGCCGUUACUUAGCGUUUGUGUUAAUCAUUUAAUGAGCACUUUACAGUCAAUAUAUAUCAUAUAUUAUUAAUGAUGCAUGUUAACUGCUGUGGGAUGGGAUGCUGUUGAUGCUAUGAACUGCUGUAUGUAUUUAAAAAAAAAAAAAAAAAAAACACUUAUUUUCCAAAUACAUGUGGAAUACGGGCUCCAUACAAGUCUUUCAUUAAAAGGAU
Messenger RNA from Sphaeramia orbicularis (orbiculate cardinalfish), 1663 nucleotides. RefSeq names its product transmembrane protein 255B (gene tmem255b). The coding region runs from base 27 to 1094 and encodes 355 amino acids. The transcript is spliced from 9 exons. NCBI's taxonomy places the organism in Eukaryota, Metazoa, Chordata, Actinopteri, Kurtiformes, Apogonidae. The record is from RefSeq and is a predicted model, not a curated record.